Molecule: messenger RNA, 294 nt
Organism: Racocetra persica
Lineage: Eukaryota; Fungi; Glomeromycota; Glomeromycetes; Diversisporales; Gigasporaceae
Source: the annotation of a GenBank genome assembly
CUUUUAAAAAAUCAUACUGAAAUUAUUUUAAAUAAGGCUAUGUUUGAUUUACUUCAAAAUGAUGAGUUUUAUUCGAAGUAUCGUCAAAUAGCAUCUAUUCUUAAACCAAUAAAAGAAUUAACUAAUAUUCUUGAAGCCCACAAUGCAAAUUUAGCAGAAUAUUUUAUUGGUUUAACAAGACUUGCAACUAGUAUUAAUAGAUUAGAGUCAGGAAAUCAGUGGAAAACACCAAUGAUCAACAAUUUUAAUCACCGUUCUGAAGAAUUUAUUAAUGAUUUCUAUAUCUGUUAUAUU